AUGAUUAUUCCCAGCGGCCAGGCUCAGACAUCUUUCUUACCCAAAAACGCCCUAGAGCGUCAGUAUUCAGCGACUGCUUAUCAUGACGGUUCCUUCCCCUCUGUUGUUCCGCUGGUGUUGGCCUACCGUUUACGAAAUCACUUUGUCUCUGUCAGGCCCCUGUUGGAGCACCAUUUGACAGGAUUUAUCCGCUACUCCCAUGUUAAUUACUGCCUGAAUAUGCAACUCCAGGAGCUUUUCCAGAGCUACAACCUCAAGCUGGAGCAGACGUCUACGCUCAAGGCGCUCGCCGUGCUUAUCGUGCUUACCGCCAGCCUUGCCCUGCUCGAGCUGCUCUCCGGCCCCAGCCUGAGCAUCUCCAAGGGCUCGCACCCGGUGCACUGCAUCAUCUUCCUCUCCCUCUUCAUCGUCACCAAUGUCAAGUACCUGCAGGUCACGCAGCUUCAGCAGAUCGUCAAGCUCACCUUGCUUUUCAGCUUCACCUUCUCCUUCCUCUGCUGCCCCUUCUCCCUUGGCGCUUACGGCAUGCAGCCGCCCAGCGCCCCCGAACAGGGCAUGUGGCAGCUCAUGCUGGUUACCUUCGUCUCCUACUCGCUGCUGCCCGUGCGGACCCUGCUCGCCAUCGUUUUCGGCCUUGUCGUCUCCGUUUCCCACCUCAUUGUCACUGCCACGUCUGUCAAUGCCAAGCGGCAGCGGCUCUGGAGGACGCUUGUGGCCAAUGCAAUCCUUUUUGUUAGUGUAAAUUUGUAUGGGAUCUUUGUGAGGAUUUUGACAGAGAGGGCUCAGAGGAAGGCGUUCCUCCAAGCCAGGAACUGCAUCGAGGACCGACUGAGGCUGGAGGAUGAAAAUGAAAAGCAGGAACGUCUCUUGAUGAGUCUUUUGCCCAGGAAUGUUGCAAUGGAAAUGAAGGAAGAUUUCCUGAAACCUCCUGAAAGGAUUUUCCACAAGAUUUACAUUCAAAGACAUGACAAUGUUAGCAUUUUAUUUGCAGAUAUUGUGGGGUUCACUAGUCUGGCAUCACAGUGCACUGCCCAAGAACUGGUAAAGCUGCUGAAUGAACUCUUUGGCAAGUUUGAUGAAUUAGCCACAGAAAACCACUGCAGAAGGAUAAAAAUCCUAGGAGACUGUUAUUACUGUGUAUCCGGACUGACCCAACCCAAAACAGAUCAUGCCCACUGCUGUGUUGAAAUGGGACUGGAUAUGAUUGACACCAUCACAUCUGUUGCAGAAGCCACAGAGGUUGAUCUCAACAUGCGAGUUGGACUGCACACAGGCAGGGUGCUUUGUGGGGUCUUGGGUCUACGGAAAUGGCAAUAUGAUGUCUGGUCAAAUGACGUGACUUUAGCCAAUGUAAUGGAAGCUGGAGGAUUGCCCGGGAAAGUUCACAUAACAAAGACCACCUUAGAGUGCCUAAAUGGGGACUAUGAGGUAGAACCAGGAUAUGGCCAUGAAAGGAAUAGUUUCUUGAAGAAGCAUAAUAUUGAAACAUUUUUUAUUGUGCCAUCCCAUCGGAGGAAGAUAUUCCCUGGACUGAUUCUCUCAGACAUAAAGCCUGCCAAAAGAAUGAAGUUCAAGACAGUUUGCUACCUGCUCGUUCAGCUCAUGCACUGUCGUAAGAUGUUCAAGGCAGAGAUCCCUUUCUCCAAUGUCAUGACAUGCGAGGAUGAUGAUAAGAGGAGAGCAUUAAGGACAGCCUCUGAAAAACUCAGGAAUCGUUCCUCGUUUUCUACAAAUGUUGUAUACAACACCCCAGGAACUCGAGUAAACAGAUAUAUCAGCCGUUUGAUAGAGGCCCGGCAGACUGAAUCGGAGAUGGCUGACUUGAAUUUCAUUACCCUGAAGUAUAAACAAAUUGAACGCGAGAACAAAUAUCAUCAGCUUCAGGAUGAGUAUUUCACCAGUGCUGUAGUUCUCUCACUAAUUCUAGCUGCCUUAUUUGGCUUUGUCUACCUUCUAAUAAUACCACAGAGUACCAUAGUUCUUGUUCUCCUGGUGUUCUGCAUAUGCUUCCUAGUGGCUUGUAUCAUGUACCUACAUGUCACACAAGUACAAUGUUUUCCAGGGUGCUUGACCAUACAAAUUCGUACUAUUUUGUGUAUUUUCAUUGUGAUCUUAAUAUACUCUGUGGCUCAAGGAUGUGUGGUUGGCUGCAUGCCUUGGGUUUGGAACAGCAAUUCCAGCAGUUCCAUCGUUAUCAUUUCUCCUGGCGGAACAAACAAAACUAUGAAUGAACUUCCAUGUGACACAGCCCACUAUGCUUUCCUUUCCUGCGUGGUGGGGACUCUCACCUUGGCAAUAUUUCUACGUGUAUCUUCCCUGCCAAAAAUGAUCCUCCUAGUUUUUGUUACAGUUUUGUACAUAGUUGUUCUGGAGCUCAGCGGUUACAGAAAAGCAGUGGGGGGUGGCUCCUUUUAUAUGCAUGGCUAUGAACCAAUAUUAGCCAUUUUGCUAUUUUCCUGUGCUCUAGCACUGCAUUCCAGGCAGGUGGACUUGAAGCUGCGUCUGGACUACCUCUGGGCUGUGCAGGCAGAAGAAGAGAGAGAUGAUAUGGAGAGAGUUAAACUGGAUAAUAAAAGAAUUCUUUUCAACUUGUUGCCAGCACAUGUUGCACAACAUUUUCUUAUGUCUAAUCCAAGGAAUAUGGACCUUUAUUACCAGUCAUAUUCACAAGUGGGAGUGAUGUUUGCUUCCAUCCCAAAUUUCAAUGAUUUCUACAUCGAACUAGAUGGCAAUAAUAUGGGAGUGGAGUGUUUACGCCUGCUAAAUGAGAUUAUUGCUGAUUUUGAUGAGCUUAUGGACAAAGAAUAUUAUAAGGACAUAGAAAAGAUCAAGACAAUUGGAAGCACAUAUAUGGCAGCUGUGGGACUUGUACCUACUUCGGGAACCAAGGCUAAAAAAUCAAUUUAUGCCCAUCUGAGUACACUGGCAGAUUUUGCAAUAGAGAUGUUUGACGUGCUUGAUGAAAUCAACUAUCAGUCUUACAAUGACUUUGUCCUACGAGUUGGUAUUAAUGUUGGCCCUGUAGUGGCAGGAGUCAUUGGAGCCAGAAGACCGCAAUAUGAUAUCUGGGGGAACACUGUAAAUGUUGCCAGCCGAAUGGAUAGUACUGGAGUUCAGGGGAAAAUUCAGGUGACAGAAGAAGUUCAGCGGAUAUUAAAGAGGUGCAGCUAUGAAUUUGUGUGCCGGGGUAAAGUCAGUGUAAAGGGAAAAGGUGAAAUGUUGACCUAUUUCCUGGAAGGAAAGGCCAAUGGAAAUAAUUCACAAACACGGUCUUUAAACUUAGAGCGGAAAAUGUACCCUUAUGGGAGAGCAAACAUUCAAACAAAGUUGGGAACCAGCUGCCCCUCAGUGUCCUCGGUCGCUGGCUUUCCUACCAAAGCUGGGCUCGAAGCAGCUCAAGCAUCCACUACUCACACAAAUCAAACACUACAUUAUCUUCCUUCAGUGCCAGCUGUGAAGGAGGCAUAGAGUAAAGGCAGUUUGGUUGUGCCAUUUGCAACGAACUUGGAGUUCAGUGGUUGCCUGAAUUUUCACCAAGAGGGCAUAGGCCAUGGCAUUAUCUAAGGACCAAUACAACCCAACCAAAGAGAACUGGGAGACUGUGUAAUGAACUCUUGUGAUGGAACCUAUAAGGGCUAACAAUUCUGUUAGGAAAUGUCAAAACCUGAUUUUCUGGAAAUAAGGAAUAUUUUCUUGGCAUU
Messenger RNA from Tinamus guttatus (white-throated tinamou), 3701 nucleotides. Lineage: Eukaryota; Metazoa; Chordata; Aves; Tinamiformes; Tinamidae. The record is from RefSeq and is a predicted model, not a curated record.